Molecule: messenger RNA, 1206 nt
Organism: Colletotrichum truncatum
Lineage: Eukaryota; Fungi; Ascomycota; Sordariomycetes; Glomerellales; Glomerellaceae
Product: transposase
Cellular component (GO): nucleus
Molecular function (GO): DNA binding
Source: RefSeq, a predicted model, not a curated record
AUGGGCCAGUAUACGGAAACAGAAGUCAAUCAAGCUCUCAAUGCAGUUGCAAGUGGGCAGAGUGUCCGAAAGGCAGCUCAUGAUGCUGGAAUUCCACCAUCAACCCUCCAGUCUCGAUUAAAGGGUUCACAGGCAAGAAAUGUAGCUUUCUCUAGCUUCCAGAAGCUAUCUCCAGCACAGGAAAGUCACUUAGCUGAAUGGGUGCGUAUCCAGGCGGCGUUAGGGCUGCCGCCAACACAUCAACAACUCAAGGAAUUUGCCCAGCGAAUCCUAGACAUCAGAGGCACUACCCAGCCACUUGGGAGAAACUGGAUUCAGUUCUUUAUUAAGAGAAAUCCAUCAAUCAAGGUUCAUAGAGCUAGAGCCAUCGAUUCUAAGCGUGUCAAUGGGGCCUCAACUAAUGUAAUCAGGCAAUGGUUUCAACAACUCGCCCUUCCAGAGAUCAAGGCGAUCAAACCACAUCAUCGCUAUAACAUGGAUGAAACUGGUAUCCUAGAAGGCAGAGGAUCAAAUGGCUUAGUACUGGGAUCAUCAGAAAGCUCAUCAAUGCGAAAAAAACAGCCUGGGUCUCGGGCUUGGACAACUAUGCUUGAGUGUGUCUCUGCAACUGGUCAGGCGCUUCCUCCACUUGUUAUUUAUCGAGGGAAAUCGGUUCAACAACAAUGGUUUCCUCUUGAUAUCCAUAAACGUGAUAUUUACAGUGGUUGGAAGUUCACAGCAACUGAGAAUGGCUGGACUUCAGACUCUACAGCUGUGGAAUGGCUUGAGAACAUCUUUAUCCCUCUGACUAAGCCUGAUCAUCCCUCUGAGCAGAGACUAUUGAUCCUAGACGGUCAUGGCAGUCAUGAAACAACAGAAUUUAUGUAUCUCUGUUAUAAACACAAGAUAUAUCUCCUUUUCCUACCGCCACAUACAUCCCACGUUCUCCAACCUCUAGACCAAGCAGUCUUUGGGCCUCUCAAGGCGACCUAUCGAAAAGAGCUUGGAUACCUCAUUCAACACAACGAUUCUACAGUUGUAGGCAAACGGAACUUUCUUACCUGCUAUGGAAAAGCACGCCAGAUGGCAUUUUCAAGCAAGAAUAUCAGAAGCGGCUGGAAAGCAACAGGACUAUGGCCCAUUUCGAUAGCUCGACCGCUCAUGAGCCCUCUACUGCUUGAGAAUGCUUCCAAGCCCUCAAUGUUACGACCCGUUAGAUACACCUAA